GGAGCGGCGGAGUCCGGUCACACCGAGCUUCUGACCGGGGACAACAUGUGGUCGCUGUGGCUGAUCUGGGUUUGUUUGGAGCACAGCUCGGGCCUGCUGUCUCAUGUGCAGAACUACGAGGUGGUUCGACCUCAGAGACGUCAGGACAGACGGACCAGGAGCCUGCGGGUCAACCAGGUGAGGACGCCUUACCUUAAUUGUUUCAUUUCCCUGCAGAUUUAUCCUGACAGAGUUCAGUACGACCUCACCAUCGAAGGGAGAAACCACACCAUUCAUCUGGAAAAAAACUGGAAUCUUCUCAGUGAAAACUACACAGAAACGUUUUAUUCAGGCGAUGGAGAAAGAGUGACGGUGUCCCCCACUGAGGAGUUCUGCUUCUACCACGGACACGUCCAGAACCAGGCCGACUCCUCGGUCAGCGUGGGGAUCUGUUCGGGCAUCAGCGGCUUCCUGAGAGUCGGCCCGCAGCUCUACCUGAUCCAACCGCUGGGACGGACCGACCGCGAAGAACACGCAGUUUAUAAACAGGAGCAGCUGAAGGUCGGCGGCUAUGGCUCCGCCUCCUCCAGCGCCACUACGCCGUGUGACCAGGACCGGAUGCCUCAGCCCGCCGCUCUCCUCAAGUCCAGAUCAUGGAACUCGGAGCGACUCGCGGGUCCUCAGAGGUUCGUGGAGCUGUUCGUGGUGGCGGACAACACCGAGUACCAGCGGUACGGUAAAGAGACCAGCUCCCGUGUUCUUGGCGCUGUGAAUCACGUCGACAAGCUGUACCGCUCUCUGAACAUCCGCAUCGUUCUGGUGGGUUUGGAGGUUUGGUCGUACAGAGACCACAUCAGCGUUGACCCAAAACCAGAGACUACUCUGGACAACUUCCUGGCGUGGCGUAGAUCCGACCUCCUGCAGAAGACGAAGCACGACAACGCUCAGUUUGUGACAGGCAGAAUCUUUGACAACGACACCGUGGGACUGGCCAACAAGUUCGCCAUGUGCACCGAGAACUCCGGGGGCGUCAAUCAGGAUCACCAAGAAAACCCGCUGGGCCUCGCCUCCACCAUUGCUCACGAGAUGGGCCAUAACUUUGGGCUCUCCCAUGAUGCCGCGGGCUGCGUGUGCGGUCCGACGUCCAGCAGCAACUGUGUGAUGACCGAGCGGCUCCGCCUGGGGGGUCAGGUGUUCCCAGAGUUUUUCAGCGGCUGCAGCGUGCGGCAGCUCUCCGAGUUCAUGGAGCGCGCUCAGCCCGGCUGCCUGCACCGACCCGUCUCCGUCAGAACCGUCGCCGUGGGCCCCCUCUGUGGCAACGCCCUGCUGGACCCCGGGGAGGAGUGCGACUGCGGCACGGAGGAGGAAUGUGCCAGUCCCUGCUGUGAUGCAGCAACAUGCCGUCUAACUGAAGGAGCCCAGUGUGCCGAGGGUCAGUGCUGCGAGAGCUGCCAGAUCAGAGCAUCGGGCAGCGUGUGCAGGAAGUCCUCCGGUGUCUGCGACCUGCCUGAACACUGCACCGGAGAAUCACCGGAGUGUCCGGAGGACAGCUUCCAGAUGAACGGACUGCCCUGCUCCAACCAGGCGCCGGGCUUCUGCUACGACGGCCGCUGUCCCACACGGGAGCAGCACUGCUGGAGGCUGUUUGGAGACGGGGCCGCAGUCGGACCGGAUCUCUGUUUCAACCUGAACAAACGAGGCGAGGAGGGCGCCAACUGUGGGAGGGACCAGUCCGGCUUCGUCCCGUGUGCUGCUGCGGAUGUGAAGUGCGGGUCCACGUUCUGUGUGGGAGGAGGCGAGUCCAUCACCGGUAAACGGGCCGGCUACACCGUCUUCGGCCUCGAGUGCAAGCUGACGGUGGAGAACGACAGAACCAGAAGCAUCGACAUGGUGCCCAACGGAACCAAAUGUGGACCCAGUAAUGUUUGCCUCGGCAGCAGAUGUGUGGAUGUUUCCGUUUACGGCAACAAGGAAGAUUGUGCAAAGAAAUGCAGCAACAACGGCGUGUGUGACCACAGGAAUCGGUGUCACUGCGAUCCGGGCUGGGCUCCACCGAACUGCAGCACCAAGUACACAGGUGUACCUCCACCAGGUCCGAACGUGACGGCGGCGGCGGCGUGCGCGGCGUCCUCCUGCCUCCUGGUGGUCGUCAUGGUAACUGCAGGCCUGAUGCGCUGCAGGAGGAGCAGCUCCACCCGCAGAAGGAAGGUGAAGUCAGCUCCCAGGAAACUGAACCCGGUGUUCAGAGACAGACCUGAGAUCAGCCGGCCGACUCUGCUGGAGUCCACAGCCUCUCAGGCCUGCAGCCUUCUGGUCGUGGCUCCUCAGGUAGACCCGGCUCGUCCAAGUCCAAACAGUUUGAACCACCAAGCUCCUGGUCCCCUCCAGCCCCCCCAGGCACCGGCUGCAGGACCAUCAGCCCCCGAAACCCAGCAGAUCCAAGGAGUCAAAGCCGGACCUCCACCUGUUCCCAGGACCAAACCCACCCCCCCUCCCCCCCGGCGCCCAGCGAGGCCUGGACUUCACAGACCCACAUGA
Nematolebias whitei (Rio pearlfish) is the source of this 2517-nucleotide messenger RNA. RefSeq names its product ADAM metallopeptidase domain 8b (gene adam8b). Gene Ontology annotation, molecular function: metalloendopeptidase activity; cell adhesion molecule binding. NCBI's taxonomy places the organism in Eukaryota, Metazoa, Chordata, Actinopteri, Cyprinodontiformes, Rivulidae. Bases 46 to 2517 code for a protein of 823 amino acids. The transcript is spliced from 21 exons. The record is from RefSeq and is a predicted model, not a curated record. Gene Ontology annotation, biological process: proteolysis; inflammatory response; positive regulation of cellular extravasation.